Geodia barretti is the source of this 591-nucleotide messenger RNA. Lineage: Eukaryota; Metazoa; Porifera; Demospongiae; Tetractinellida; Geodiidae. The record is from the annotation of a GenBank genome assembly.
AUGGCUGAUUUCAAUAUAGACCGCAGUACGACGGCGUUGCUGAUCGCCGACUUUUAUGCUGAGGCGAUGGGUACGCUGCCCCAUGCCGUCGAGCGCGGUGUGGUGCAAAAGACGGUGGAGUUGCAGGCGGCCGCCCGGGAAGCCGGGAUGAUGGUGUGUUAUUGCGCCACGGUUUUUCGGCCCGGCUAUCCCGAAAUCAGCGAACGGAAUAAAACCUUUAGCGCCCGAAAAACUUCGGGACAACCGGCGGUAUUCGAUCCGGUGGCGGUGAUUCAUCCGGACGUGCGUCCCCGCGACGGAGAAGUGGUGGUGGGCAAGCACCGAGUCAACGCGUUGUUCGGCACCGGACUGGAUGUGGCGCUGACGGGAAACAAUAUCAACACGAUAAUACUGUUGGGAUAUGCAACCAGCGGUGUGGUGCUUUCGACCACCCGGUACGCCUCGGACCGGGAUUACCGGCUGUUCAUAGUUGCCGAUUGUUGCGCCGAUAGCGAGCCUGAUGUACACGAUUUUCUGAUCGGCCGCAUUUUGAACCGGCAGGCCGAUAUAGUUACCGCCAGCGAAGCGGUUUCUGCAAUACGUUCCGGCUGA